Molecule: messenger RNA, 4253 nt
Organism: Liolophura sinensis
Lineage: Eukaryota; Metazoa; Mollusca; Polyplacophora; Chitonida; Chitonidae
Product: TBC1 domain family member 22B-like
Exons: 12
Coding region: 423-1922 (499 amino acids)
Biological process (GO): activation of GTPase activity
Molecular function (GO): GTPase activator activity
Source: RefSeq, a predicted model, not a curated record
AAGAGCCGUCUAUGGCGGACCCCUUUCUGUCAUUUUUAUUUUGCUUUCUCUGUGUGGAUUUAUUGUCCCCCGAAAGAAUCCAGAAUGUUGAUUAUUGAAAAUCAUUGCGGUUAUUCUUGGAGAAUUCAUACAAUAACGAUAACGGUCCGUGAAAUGCGACAUAGGGACAGGGGAGGUAAGCGAGUAUGGAGUAUCUUGAAUCAUCAUAUCCGGUUCAAUUUGACACCACAACUUCAUUAUCUCUGGAUGGUAACCACCAAAUAAGACGACGUUUCAAGUAUCCCAUAAUGCAAAAAUCGCAAUAUAUGCUUUUGAUGUGUUCCGGUGUUCUUUCGAAGAAGGAAGUCAGCUGCAAUUGUAUCUUCGCUAUGAUUUGAAGUAAAGAUGCACUCAGAAGAAGGCGCUUACCAAAAACCGGAGCCAUGUCUGCUGUAAGCAACGCGGGAGUGAAAGACGGCUCGAAGUCAAAUUUCUGGAAGAAAUCCAGUAACGUCCCGGGAAGUAUAAAGCCUGUGUAUGGUGCCCAGCAUCCUCCAAUACAAGAUAGACAACAAGAGACACAUAUGAAUCAAAACACAAGGAAAGAUGACAAAACAAAAGCCCGUUCUAAUGAUUCCUUUGUGGCCUUUGCUAAUUCCACAUCUGAUGCCUGGGAUGAUGGUGAUGAUGACCUUAUUGGUAUGGCAAACGUGCAGAUGUCCUUGCGGGAUGUUCAGUCUACUGCGAAAGCAGUUCUGGAUCACCACAGUAAACAGCAGGUUGAAGCAGGCUCAGCAAAUGAUAAGGCAGGGUUUGUCCCAUCAGGCCUCUCUUCCCCUGGCCUUGGCCCCUCUUCUCCUGGCCUGGGUCCAGGGGUAGGAGUCCGUCUGAAUAGUGCUGGAUACAAACCUGUGAAGACAACCAAUAUAAGAUUGGGUCAGAUACCUGUCCCAGACAGAGAAUCCACAAAAUUAGAACGCAUGAAAGCUGUGCUAUCAGGAAACACAGACUUAAAUGAAUUGAGGAAACUGUGCUGGUCUGGUAUACCACGGUGUAUGAGAGCAACAACAUGGAAGAUUCUUGCUGGUUAUGUUCCUGCUAGUGAAGACAGGCGGAACCCAACACUAGAACGAAAACGACGGGAAUAUUUUAACUUCAUUGACCAGUAUUACGAUACCCGGUUACAAGAGAAUUAUCAAGACACUUUCCGCCAGAUCAGUAUAGACAUACCUAGGAUGAACCCUCUUAUUCCACUUUUUCAACAGAAAGUUGUUCAGGAGAUAUUUGAGCGCAUUCUGUACAUCUGGGCCUACCGCCAUCAAGCUAGCGGUUAUGUGCAAGGAAUCAAUGAUCUGGUCACCCCUUUCUUUGUCAUCUUUUUGUCAGAAUUUAUAAAAAAUGAUGUAGAGGUGGAAAACUGUGAUUUAAAACAACUACCAGAAGAAACAUUAAGGAUUAUUGAAGCUGACAGCUUUUGGUGCACAUCGAAGCUGCUGGAUGGAAUCCAGGAUAACUACACAUUUGCCCAGCCAGGGAUCCAACAAAAAGUCAAUGAUUUAAAGGAGCUCAUGAAAAGAAUUGAUGCACCUCUUCAUGCACAUCUGGAGAAGCACCAUGUUGAGUUCUUACAAUUUUCAUUUCGCUGGAUGAACAACUUGCUCAUGCGAGAAAUUCCCUUGCGCUGUAUAAUAAGACUUUGGGAUACCUAUUUGUCUGAACAGGAUGGAUUUGCCAUUUUCCACCUCUAUGUUUGUGCUGCCUUUCUGGCUCGCUUUUCAAAAGAUCUACUGAGGGAAAAGGACUUCCAGGGUCUGAUGAUGAUGCUACAGAAUCUGCCAACACAUCAUUGGGGCAACGAAGAGAUUGGCGAAGUGCUAGCAGAGGCUUACAAACUCAAGUACAUGUUCGCUGAUGCUCCUAAUCAUCUCAAAAGCAAGACCUGACUGCAUAGGGAUGUAGCUGUGAGAUAUUCUGGUUAACCCUUUUUAAAGUAGCCAAUGCUCCCCAGGUGUGUUGCAUUGGGACAGAUUAUCAGACAGCUGAUAGUUUCCAGAGCAAAAGACCGUGGUGUAUGGGGAAAGUACUGGUACUUUUCCUAGCCAAAACUAGAUAGAAGUCGCACUUUGUUGACGAAGAGGACAAGUUGUGGACAGCUAUGGAUUGUGUGAGGAUAUGGAAAUGUUGAGCUCACAUCAACACAGGACAGAGAAAAAGAACCAGAAAUCAAAAAUCAUGGGGUUUAUCUGCUGACAUUUAUGACUAUCUUGGUGUGUGCUUAAAAAAGUGUCUGAACAGCUUCACAUCCUGACAGUUGUUGUCCAAGGGCAUCGACUUUUAGUGAUAAAAACUUCUGUUUUCCGUGCGAGAAGAAGGCACAGUAUCGCCAUGUCUAAAUAUAGGUUGUUACCUGUAUAUAUGUAAAAUAGUGACAUGUAUAAAUAAGAAAAAUUCAUUUCUUUAGGUGUAAAGUAUUUUGUUGUAUUCCAGGCUAUUGCUUAAGUAGAAUCCUUGUAAAAGAUGCAAAUUAAUUAUGCCAGAGGUUUCUCUUAUGAUAUGACUGUAGUUAAUACCUAUAAUAUCAUGCUUGUGUCACAUUUACUCUAGGAAAGUUAAAAUUAAAGGGAGGCUACUCUCGGAGAUGAUCCAGCUAUCAUUAAAACGAGAUGUGAUGGGCUUGCCGUGGCUAAUGUUUUUGGGCAUAUAGAAGCAGUACAUAUAUUUCUACUGAUAUUCUCUCCAUAGGAAUCUUGGGCUUUAGGAUAUUGGUAUUACUUUUAUUAGUGCUGUGACAUUUUCCUGUGUGUGGUUACUAUAUCCUCCCAUGUUGCCAGAAAUUCUACCUAUACACGGGUUGUACAGUGUGUUAUCACCCUGAUCACAAUCGAUACUUCCAUUGAAACCUCUGGUUUUAUGAAAUAACCUCAAAGGUUGUGAAGUCAGAUUUUUCACACUGAAUGUGAGAAUGGUUAUUAUGAAAAUGUGGCAGCAUUUUCAGUGGUUAAUGACUUGAUGUGCUAAUUCUCUCACAUUAGACCUUCUGGCCAUACGGUUUUGAUUCGGUGAAGAAAUCAAAUACUUUUUACAUGAGGAAUGAGGAAGAGACCUAAAGACAUACAGUGUCUAUCUCACAUGUAAUUUGGUGUUUCGGAGGGUUUGCAGAAGAAAGAUAGGUAUCAUAUCUCCUGUGUUGGAAGAGCAUGUUCAUUGUAUACAAGAAAAAUUAUCAUGUCUGUGAGUCGGGAUAGUGAGUUUUGCCUGAUUGGGUGCCAGUUUUGUAAAACAAAUACUCAUGUUUGAAGAACAAAUGUUUAGCCUAGUCUUGCGCAGCUAGCGGAAUAGAACUGAUCAUUCAUUUUCUCUCUCUUCUCAAGUCUUACUAUACCUGUAUGCAGACAAUAAGACAUUAGUCAUGAUUAACAGUUUCUGCAGACUUUCAAGAUGAAUUAUAUAUUCCUAGCAUAAUACAUCAGCAUGUGUAUGCUAAGUAAGAUAUAAAAUAAAGGAGCAUGGUGACUUGUGUUACGUUUAAAGAGGUGGGGACACCGUGUCCCCCCCCCCACUCCCAUAAAAAAGUCUAGUCUAGUCUAUUAGUCUAGUAAACAUUGGGGACUGCAUUUGUGUGUUUAAAAUGUCUUCUGGUUGCUGUAAAUUUGUCUUGUAUUUAUAUGCAAUGACUUAUCAUUUGCAAGUUAUCAUGUGUAUGAUAAGGGGAUGGUAAUACUUGGGAUUCAGGCCCCAUUGGAUUAAGUAUCUAUUAGAGUAUGCAAAUAGUGCACUAUUUGCAUGUAAGUUGUUCAAAUUUGAAUGAGCUAUUGCCCUGGUAAUUUAAAAAGGUUGCUUUGAAAUGUAAAAAUCACCAUACAUUGAAUCAGUUGAAUUCUUGGUUUCUAUGGAUAAAUAAUGUUAAUAAAUAAAUAAGACAUCAUUUCAUCAUAGCGACACAGAGGAAUAUAUUGCUGCUGAUACACUGUCCAUGUUAGUACUGUGACAGAUGGGUAUACUGACAACUUCUAAAGCAUAGAUUUGCAUCCUUUGUGGGGGGACCUGUAAAAUUAACACUUUUCUAUUAGAAAGGCAGGCCUACAUUUCUCUCCUGAAGGUUUGUUUAAACUUCAGGUGUGAUGGAUUGUAUACAAAUAUGCUCAUACAGUGAACACAAGUUGUUCUCAGUUUUUAAAGGUCAUACGCAGAACAACGCAAGGAUGUUAGUUAAUUGUUGAUUUGAUUUAAAUUUAUUAUGAAAUGCCAACAGGCGAAUAAUGUAAAUUCAUGUG